Messenger RNA from Paramisgurnus dabryanus, 2385 nucleotides. RefSeq names its product DnaJ heat shock protein family (Hsp40) member C21 (gene dnajc21). NCBI's taxonomy places the organism in Eukaryota, Metazoa, Chordata, Actinopteri, Cypriniformes, Cobitidae. Gene Ontology annotation, molecular function: zinc ion binding; nucleic acid binding. Gene Ontology annotation, cellular component: cytoplasm. The record is from RefSeq and is a predicted model, not a curated record.
AUCUGUGCGCCGCCGAUCCACCGGCUUCGUGUAAUAGCUGAAAAUAUGGAAAACAUGUCUACGUUUCUUGAAAUUGAUCAAUAAACCUACGUAUCGACUACUUUAAGUCUUGUCUUAUUAUAUUUAGAUAAUAUAUUAGGUUAGAGUUAUUGUUUUUAUCGUUUUGUGAUCCACGUGGAGCACAUUGAUCGAUGACUCUCCGCACUUAAGCGACGCAGAUCAGUUUGUGUUGUAGUGGACAUCAGUGACUUUACAGUUCGUGUAGGAUCUGGACCAAGAUGAAGUGUCACUAUGAGGUGUUGGGCGUGAAAAGAGACGCGACAGACGACGAUCUCAAAAAGGCCUAUCGGAAAUUAGCCUUGAAAUGGCACCCAGACAAGAACCUUGACAACGCAGAAGAUGCUGCAGAGCAGUUUAAACUGAUUCAGGCUGCAUAUGAUGUCCUGAGCGAUCCCCAAGAAAGAGCCUGGUAUGAUAACCACAGAGAUGCUCUACUGAAAGGUGGUGUCGGAGGAGAGUACCAGGACGACAGUAUUGAUCUUUUGCAGUACUUCACAGUCACCUGUUACUCAGGUUAUGGAGAUGAUGAGCAGGGCUUUUACGCUGUAUACAGAAACCUGUUUGAAUCUAUAGCAAAAGAGGAGCGGGAACACAGUAAAGAUGAUGAAGAGGAUGAAGACGAGUUUCCUUUAUUUGGAGAUUCACAGAGCGACUACGACACUGUGGUCCAUUUGUUCUACGGCUUUUGGCAGAGCUUCUGCACACGCAAAAACUUUGCAUGGAAAGAAGAGUACGACACGCGGCAGGCGUCUAACCGCUGGGAGAAGAGAGCCAUGGAGAAAGAAAAUAAGAAAACAAGAGAGAAGGCCAGAAAAGAACACAGCGAACUUGUACGCCAACUAGUGGCCUUCGUCCGUAAACGCGACAAGCGAGUUCAGGCCCAUAAGAAGCUCGUGGAAGAGCAAAACGCUGAGAAGGCCAAAAAAGUAGAAGAACUGAGGAGAAAACAGAAACUCAGUCAGGCCAAGUUGGCAGAAGAGUAUCGGGAGCAGAGCUGGCACGCCAUGUCUGAACUUGAGAAGGAACUGCAGCAGAUGGAGGCUCAGUACGGUGAAGAGUUCGGAGAUGCAUCAGAAAGUGAAGAGGAGGAGGAGGAGGAGGUGGUUGAAGAUGGACAGGAUAGGCCCGAUACAGAGACGGGAGAUGCUGCCGUGGAGAUGGACGACUACUACGAUGACCUGUAUUGCCCUGCCUGUGACAAAUCUUUUAAAUCAGAUAAAGCUAUGAAGAACCAUGAGAAGUCCAAGAAGCACAGAGAGAUGGUGGCGUUGCUACGACAACAGCUGGAGGAAGAAGAUAAAUCGCUGAAUCAGAACUCUGCUGAGAAAGAUGAGGAUGAUGAUGAUGAUGAAGAUGAAAUCAGUGACACGCCGAGACAAAAAUUGUCUAAAAGGCAAAAGAAGAAGAAAAGGCAACAGAGAACAGUAAAUAAUCUUCCGGAGGAGCCCGAGAAUGAAAGCUCAAUCCCACAGUCCACAGAAGAGUGUCCACCAUCCGAGUCAGAUUCGGGCAACAACAAGGACGCCCCUGUCCCCUCUGAGGACCCAGAUGAGAAUCUCAAACCAGAUGAACUAGAACCCAAAACUCAAAAAAGCUCUGCCAAGACGAAAGCCAAAAAAGGCGGGAAAGACUCAAAAAAGAACAACAAAACUCACGGAUGUGUUGAAGUUUCGCAAGAGAAGGAAGUCAAUCUACGCUGUGUUACCUGUCAGUACGAAUUCCCCACCAGGAACAAACUUUUCGAUCAUCUACAGACCACGGGUCACGCCACUGCGCUCUCGUCCAGUAACGCUGCCCAAACAAGCAGGAAAAAGAAGGAAUCAAGAAAGAACCGAUAACUGUGAGAACAUCUGGACUGAUGCUAAAGACUGAAGCUCAUUCAGGCUGUACAUUCUUCCCCCACGAAAACCUCUACUGCAUAGAUGUACACUGAAAGUGUCCGAGAAGGAAUCGGUUCUGUCUGUAAAGUAAUUCGUGCCCUGUGGGUUGAUCAUCAUGCCAUAUGCCUAAAGAUUUUUGGAUAAAAGCCAAAUUAAUUUAUAAUGUAACUACUUGAUGUUUGCUGGUACCUCUGAGCUGUAGGAGAAUGAGAUUUAAACAUUUUGGAUUUGACAGUGCAUAUCUACUCCUUGUUUUUAGGGGACUGAAUGUCAUUUUUUUCUCGCUGAUAAAGUUUGCACGUUUUAUGGCACGUGUGUGUUAUUACUGUAGCUGUAUAGUAAUCAUUUCUGAUUGGACAAGAUCUGCAUAAGACAUAGCGUGAGAAAUAAAAUGAUGCUGUGGUUUGAACAUAUUUUCGAUAAUAUUACACAGCUUUUGAUUUAA